Molecule: messenger RNA, 918 nt
Organism: Hordeum vulgare subsp. vulgare (domesticated barley)
Lineage: Eukaryota; Viridiplantae; Streptophyta; Magnoliopsida; Poales; Poaceae
Product: FCS-Like Zinc finger 1-like
Exons: 1
Coding region: 187-477 (96 amino acids)
Biological process (GO): regulation of DNA-templated transcription
Molecular function (GO): zinc ion binding
Source: RefSeq, a predicted model, not a curated record
CCGUGUCCGCCCCCACGCACCAUAUAUACCCAGAGCCUUUCCCCUCUUCUUCAUCCAACUCGCUCGCUUCCUUCGUCCUCCCUCAUCCGCAGCAGCAGCACCAAAAUCAGCAAAGCGAGCACACCACCAGGCUCUGCUCUGCUCAGCAUCUUGCUCUCGAAAGCCACCUGCACAUACACACAUACAAUGGCGGCAUCAGUGGCCUGCUCCUUCUUCUUCGAUGCCGAGCUGCUUGGCGAGCCCGGCAUGCCGGCGAUGGACGCGUGCGCGCUCUGCGCCAAGCCGCUGGCGCGCGACAGCGACGUCUUCAUGUACAGAGGGGACACGCCCUUCUGCAGCGAGGAGUGCCGCCAGGAGCAGAUGCACCUCGACGCCGUCUGCGCCAGGCAGGCCGCGCGGAGGCAGCAGCGGUUCUCGGCGGAGACGGAGUCCCACCGUGGGCAGCGGCGGUCCAGGAAGGUGCCCGUCGCGAGCUAAGCGGACGGCCUGGCCGUACCGCGUGGGCGACGAAAGUUUUGUUUCACUCGACAAGACCUGGAUUCUGAAGAAAACAACAUCUGUAUUCUGAAGAACCAUCGAAAUCUCUUGGGAGGCCUGUGAUCUGAUGUCUCCAUCUCGCCGGCCGGUGCUCUAGCAUGGACCGGUGGAGGUACCAGAACCAGAUGAAGGUUGCCGCCGCCUACGAGAGGCAAGGCAGCCAGGCAGGCAGGGCUGCAUCAGGCGGCACGAAGCAUAGGUGCCUGUAGCCUUCCCGCAUGUGUCCAUGGCAAGCUAAUUAAGCUGCCCGGAUGGGAGGAAAUCUGUACUUGUUCUCCAUCGGUCUGUGCCGUGCCGAUGAAUUGAUUUGGUUCGAAACGAAAUAAAGAAGGCCAUGGAUCUGAAGAAAAUCAAUCAAACAUGAUUCACAUUUUGUUUUAA